GCCGCCUGGGCUGCAGUCCCACCCGGGAGCCGGCAGGGAGCGGAGCUGCGGAGCCGCCUGGUCUCCCGCGUCCAUCGGUCCAUUCCUGCGUCCUUCUGUCCAUCCGAACGCGCACUUCAGCAGCAGUCGCGAGGUGGCAUGGCAGCAAGCACAGACAUCGCUGGACUGGAGGAGAGCUUCCGCAAGUUUGCCAUCCAUGGUGACCCCAAGGCCAGUGGGCAAGAGAUGAAUGGCAAGAACUGGGCCAAGUUGUGCAAGGACUGCAAGGUGGCUGACGGAAAGGCCGUGACAGGGACCGAUGUGGACAUCGUCUUCUCCAAAGUCAAGGGGAAGUCUGCUCGGGUCAUCAACUAUGAGGAGUUCAAGAAGGCCCUGGAAGAGCUGGCGACCAAGCGAUUCAAGGGGAAGAGCAAAGAGGAGGCCUUCGAUGCCAUCUGCCAGCUGGUGGCAGGCAAAGAGCCAGCCAAUGUGGGCGUCACCAAAGCAAAAACAGGGGGUGCUGUAGACCGGCUGACGGACACCAGCAGGUACACGGGCUCCCACAAGGAGCGCUUCGAUGAGAGCGGCAAGGGCAAGGGCAUUGCAGGACGGCAGGACAUCCUGGACGACAGUGGCUACGUGAGUGCCUACAAGAAUGCAGGCACCUAUGACACCAAGGUGAAGAAGUGAGGCUUGGGAAGACUGCCCCGCCAAGUGCGGCUGCCCCUGCCAGAGGCUCAGGCCUGGAUCUAAGGGGCAUGUGGAGCAAGAGAUCCUGGUUCCCUCCCUGCUGGACUUGCCACCCAGAGCUUCCUGCCUAGUCCCAUGGGGCCGGCCUACCAGGCCUCUGACCCAGGCUGCUCUGCGGCCCCUUCCUCCUCCUCUUCCCCCUCCGACUUCUGUCCACCUGGAGACAGUCUGUGCCUGUAGCCUCAUGACCCCAACCCAGCCCCAGGCAUGGCUAACCCCUGCCUGCUUGCCUCAUAUUUAAGCUGCUGCUCUGGCCAAGUGCCUAAUUUUAACCCAGACCUCAAUAAAGACACCUUUUGUACCAA
Molecule: messenger RNA, 1034 nt
Organism: Rhinopithecus roxellana (golden snub-nosed monkey)
Lineage: Eukaryota; Metazoa; Chordata; Mammalia; Primates; Cercopithecidae
Gene: TPPP3
Product: tubulin polymerization promoting protein family member 3
Exons: 4
Coding region: 139-669 (176 amino acids)
Biological process (GO): positive regulation of protein polymerization; microtubule bundle formation; microtubule polymerization
Cellular component (GO): microtubule
Molecular function (GO): tubulin binding
Source: RefSeq, a predicted model, not a curated record